Messenger RNA from Lucilia cuprina (Australian sheep blowfly), 1093 nucleotides. RefSeq names its product 27 kDa hemolymph protein-like. Lineage: Eukaryota; Metazoa; Arthropoda; Insecta; Diptera; Calliphoridae. The transcript is spliced from 2 exons. Bases 84 to 1004 code for a protein of 306 amino acids. The record is from RefSeq and is a predicted model, not a curated record.
AGCGAAAUUAACAGUAGUGCAGUAUUGCUUCUUAACGAGAAAUAUUUAUUAAAUAAAAAAAUAAAAAUAAAACUAAUAUAAACAUGUUAAAAUUGCGUUUAGUUUUGAUCGUAAUUGUGGCCACCAUUAGUGUUGUACUAAUGUCACAAUCUGAGGCCAUCAAUGUCAGCCAGAUUGAUAGUUUGAAAAAACAGUUCCUACCAGCAGAAUAUAGAAAUACUAAUUUUACAUUUGAGGACUUGAAACGGGUUUUCAAAGAAAAAUGCAAAAAAGCUUCAGGAGUUGACAAUUCAACUCUUUAUCAAGAAGUUGAAAAAGAGGCUCUUAAAUUUUCAAAAUGCCUUUCCGGUAUUGCUAACUUAACUGCUUUGCAAGAAGAAAUUGAGGUAGCUCGUCCCAUUGGUGAAUUGGAUACAGUCUUUCACAAAUACUGUCUGAAAGCUCCAGAGGGAGAAAAAUGUUUCAAAGAAUUUAACACGGCUGUCCAGCCCUGCCUAAGCAAAGACGAGAAAGCUCAAAACGCUAUAAUGGUGCGUAUUUUUACCGGCUUAUUGAGUUUCAUGUGUGCUCGUGGUGGUGAUCAAAUUGCUUUGUUUGUGGCCGAAGAAGGACCCGAAUGUUUUGAAGCCAAUAAGGAAGCUAUUACUCAUUGUGCCAAUAAAUCUUUUAGUGAAUUUGUUCCCAAGGAUAAUUCAGUGCCAGAUUUAUUCAAUUUACCUGAUUUUGUUGUGGAGCCAGAGCACUGUAUAGAUUUGGUGAAAUUUGAAACCUGUACUCUGCACCAUUUGGAACAGUGUCAAGAAAUAACGCCCGCCAAUGUGGCAGAAUCCGUCUUCAAAUUCAUUAAGAAUGAAACCAGCUGUAAAAGUUGGUUAGAGAAUAAAGCCAAUGAAAGGUCAAUCUUAAAAGAUCCUAAAAAGUCUUCCGCUUCCAUAACUCACUUAAGCAUUUUGUCUUGUUUGUUGGCUGCCUUUGUGGGCUUGUCUUCCAGAUAUUUUGCAUAAAUUGGGUAUGCUCAAUAAACAAAAAGUAGUUUUUAAUUUGUUAAUUGUGAUUUUAUUUCGUUGUUUAGCCUGUAAUAAUAUUUAUUUAU